Scedosporium apiospermum is the source of this 2607-nucleotide messenger RNA. RefSeq names its product SAFF domain-containing protein. Bases 1 to 2607 code for a protein of 868 amino acids. Gene Ontology annotation, cellular component: cell division site; cytoplasm; endocytic vesicle. The transcript has 6 exons. Gene Ontology annotation, biological process: septin cytoskeleton organization. The record is from RefSeq and is a predicted model, not a curated record. NCBI's taxonomy places the organism in Eukaryota, Fungi, Ascomycota, Sordariomycetes, Microascales, Microascaceae.
AUGGAGGAAACCUCGAGAACCGAGUACCCAGCGAUGCUGGCGUAUCUCCAACCUUCGCAAGCUGUUCAUGUCCUCAACGACCGGGUGAAACGCGUCACCAAGCUCAAUGUUGAAAUCGCCGACUGGUUACAGGAACGCCGGAAGGUCGAAGAGCAAUACGUCCAGGGCUUGAGAAAGUUGAUGCAAUUCAAGGUCCCCAAUACAGCCUCUGAACUCGGAGUCUUCCAAGGUCCAUGGGACAAAGUACUUCGCACAGUCGAGUCGACCGCCCACUCCCACUUCCUGUUCGCAUCGCGUGUCGAGAAAGAUGUCGAGGUUCCUCUACGAAAUUUCGGACAGAAGAGGGAGGUGCAAAACAUUCACAACAUCGCCGCGAACCUCGCCUCCAUGGCCAAAGAACUCGAGGAUGCGCAGGAUAAGUCUGAGAGGUUGACAAAGAAGGGCACUAAGGCCAGCACGCAGAAAGUGGAGGCCGCAGCCUCGCGGUUGAACGCGGCGUCUCAGCAAUGGGAGUCGCAGGCCCCCUUCAUUUUCGAGAACUUUCAAGUCCUUGACGAGCAGCGAGCUAACCAGCUGCGCGACCUUUUGACCCAGCUCCUGACCCACGAGAACGACCAGGCCCAAAGGACCCAGAUCAGUGCCGGGGAGACCCUCCAGGUCAUGCUUGACAUCCAGACCUCGAAGGAGAUCGAAAACUUUGCCCACAGGGUUACAGAUGGCAAGGCCAAGAACGAAAGGAAGUCGGCGCCUGCGACUAGGCGUCCUAGUGUUGCCGGCAGUACCUCAACCCCUCCUGCGACUGCUACAACUGCGGCGUCUCAUGAUGACGAGACGCCCAGUGAGACCGAUACCCCAGAACUUCAUCAACAAACCCCGCGAUUGCGGAGCAGAAUUGGAACCAUGCUCGGCCGACGACGACAGAGUAUCCAUGGCGGAUUCGGACCCAUUUCACAGAAGACUUCGGGUUCCUUUGGUAGGAACCUAAGAAGCAGCCAUGGUCGUGGCGUGUCGCCCCGUGCCUCGAUGAAUGACUUGACCUCGUCGAAUAAGCUACCGUCUCUCGCCGAGGGCCCUGAUGUCCCCAGAGACGUCAACACGGCGGAGGCCGAAGAGAAACCGAAGGAGGAGACCCCCCACGAAGGCGCGAAUGGAGUCAAGCCAUCACCGAACUUGGCUGACCUGGCUGUCCUUGCCGAGCCGCAAGGUACCGUAAAUGGUGCCGACCGGGAGAUACCCGAGUUCGCGCCGCCUCCCGGGCCACCACCCCAGGCCAAGACUCACGUAGAUCAGCCAACCAAAGAUUCCGAGGGUUUCACCAUCCCAGCCGCCAUGAACGACCCGAUCUCGCUAGCUCAGCGCGAAGCUGCCGCAACCGAAGAUGCCGAUCAGUUGUUCAAGCUCAACAUUCAGAGCACUCCAGUUGCCCAGGAUGACCCCGAGGCGACACAGGCCGCUCUCUCCAACGUAACUAACGCAUUGACCCAAAUGGGCUUGCCGUCGCGUAAGGGUGGUACGAUACGGGGCCGGAGAGAUGUCCGUAAUACCAUCUACGUGCCCUCAGCCAACGGCGCUCCGUCUCCUGAUGUGGGUGCUCCCCCCACGCCUCCAAUUCCGACCGCCUUCACGAAGCCGCCCACGCUCGCCGCUCUAGCAUCCGAAGCGAGUAUUGCUGGCACAUCGGAUACUCAAUCCGUUCGUUCCGGCAACUCUCUUGGCACUUUGAACCAUGCAAAGCAUCCCGACAGGCUGGGUGCCGGCUUGAACGCCUCUGUCAUCGAGACUAUUGCCGCCUCGUUUGAAGAUGGCGCUCUAAAGACGGCCAAGAUCAGUGGCGAGAUUGCGUUCAGCUACAAUCCCGAUGAAGAACCCGAUAGCAAGCCUCUGCACAACCCAACGAUCCGCAUUAAUAACUUCCCCAACCUCGAGGUCAUCGGCCCUAACCGAAUUUUCGUUCAGAAUGCCCUGCCAGAUAGAAAUGAUCAGUUUAUUUUGGAUGUGUCUCACCUUUCCAGGACCUCGACAGCCUUUAGUUACCGUCUCCAUUCCGAGUCUGACGGCAAAGACCUUGUUGUGCAUACGCCCUUCCUUAUUCGAUCGCACUGGAAACCGAAGGGCGACAAGCUAGAGCUCCUGAUGCAUUACUCGCUCAACCCCGCGAGCGCAUUCACCUCUCCCAUCAUGUUACACAACGUGGUGGUGUUCGCCACCUACGAGGGCGCGAGGGCAAGCGGUGCCCAGACAAAGCCAUCGGGUACCCAUCUAAAAGACAAGCAUCUCGUCUAUUGGAGACUCGGCGACAUCACCUUGACCUCCGAGCCUCAAAAGAUCGUCUGCCGCAUCAUCGGCGCCGAAGGUGCCGAGCCACAGCCAGGUCAUGUGGAGGCUCGGUGGGAAUACACUCCUGGCCUCACAGCGACAGCUUCAUUGGGCGGCAUCUCAGUCUCGAGACUUGAAGAGACGAAAGGCAAGGAGAAGGAGGCGAUAGUCGUCGAAGAUCCUUUCGCCGAUAGUGAUAAUUUGAUGUCACCACCGCUUCCCUCCGACCACAGGUGGGUGGAUGUGCCGAUGGUAUAUAAGCUUGUUAGCGGCAAGUAUGAGGCCCGGUAG